UAUGCCAUUGACGGCCAUGCGCGUCCAAAUUUUCCAUUCAUUUUAAAUGGCAGAAAAAGAUGUGUGGCUGUGAUUUUUGACCAUACACUUUACACUAGAGCGCAUUAACAUUCAACUGGCGCCCAAGUAAGGCGAUGCCAUUGACGGCUGUGCAGGUCCAAAUCUCUGUGUCAGCUUUCUUUUUGCACUGAAGAAUCUUGGGUAUGCGGUCGCUAUGCUCGCGGGUGGACCACCAGGUUAUUUCAGGAGCCUCGUCAACAAUUACAGGAAAGUCUUAAUUUUAUGGCUGCCGUUGUGUGUAUAUGAUUGUGUUGUAUGUAGAACAAUUAAAGACUUUGUUCUUUUAUUCUCUUUUUACACUUGAAAUUUGCCUCCCCAGACAAGCCGCACGGAAACAGCGACAGCUGAACGAAGUGCCGCGCUGCCGAUGCUGCCUCCGCGCGCGCCAACCGGGAAGGCGGAACUUUGCACGUUCACCUCUGAUAUUAACCCUUUGUACUGACUCCAUGUUCCAAAAGUUUGAAAAAGACUCGCCGAAAGCAGGUCGACAAUUUAUUCGUCGACAAUGGUCAAAAACAAGGCAAAAACAGACGACGGAGGGACAAUUCUGGAUCCAACACAAGGCUACAUGUUUCUGAGCAGCAAAAUCUUGUCUUAUCUCAAUGUCCAGUGUUUUUUAAGUCCGUGGGCCGGCCGAAGGUGUGUCCAGGCGUUGCUUUGGGAUCAUCCCUCUUUGGCCGGUUUCGGGCUGUUUAGGUUCGUGCGUGGAUGGGAUGUGGUUGCCACAGCGACCGACGCUGGUCUUGACAUCACAAGCGCCUGCUAUCAACUUUGUUAUCCGGGCUGGCACUGUUUGUUUUAGGACAAAGCGCGCUGGUCUUUGUCCUUGUUCGUUUGUCGGGAGAACCGAUUGCCAGAGUUUGGUGCGUCAAUCUUGCUCAUGGCGCACACGUUUUGGGCUUCUGUGAUAAGAUGGCGUUGUGUAUCUAUUCGGUUUCUUCAAACUAUGGUGUGCUAUUUAUUUUACAUUAGGUGUGUUAGACUAGUGCAGUCCUACAGUGAAUAUGAGAAAUGAUACUAUUCCCUGACGGAUUAUAUUACGUGUGUUCGAGUAAUGCAAACAGUUAGACGGUGCCUACGAGAAACGGUACCAUUUUUCCUUUUCCCCCUCAUGAGCGCCGAUAAGGUGAGUCACUUUACUGUGUUCAACGCCACUGAGUGGAGUCUGCCUAAACCAGGGGUGUCCAAACUUUUUGCAAAGGGGGCCAGAUUUGGUUUGGUGAAAAUGUGCGGGGCCGACCUUGGCUGACGUCCUUUAAGUAAAACAAUAUAUUUAAGCAAAUUUUAGCAAGCCAUUCAGUGUGUCACAUUUGCUUAAUUAUUUUUUUCUCUUUCGACUCUCGGGCUCUUACGAAAUACUGCUGCUGUGACAUUAAACUAGCUUCAAGUUGCUUCAAUUUCUUGCAGCGUAUCUUCCCUGUAAUCUUGCCGUACAUGUUAGCGUGCCCUGUUUGGUAAUAUCGCCUCACAUUGAAAUCUUUAAAAACAGCGACAUCUCUUUGCAAAUGAGGCAGACUCAGUUUAUGCGUAUUUUAGUGAAGAAAUAGUCUAAUUUCCACCUAUCCUUGAAGCGUCGGCCGUCACAGUCAUGGAAGUAAUGGGUCACACGGAGUAAUGUUGCUUAGCCCUUAAAUAACUCCAACAUGAAGCAAUUAUCAGAGAAUCCCUAAAUUUCGAAAAAUAAGAUCCUAAUGAAACAUUUUUUUCAAAUUUGUAAAAAGAAAAGUCAAAAUGAAUAUGUGUAAUAAGUGCUCUAUAUCUAUAACCCAUGCUAAAUCGUGUGUUUUUUUUCCCUCAUGGAGCUUGUAGAUGCAUGUGUUGACUUGCAUCCAUCACUUUUUUUUCAAAAAGAAAUGUCAAAAUUCUAAAUUAGUCUCAAAAUCAUCACAUUUUAGUUGUAUCAAAUGUGAUACAUUUGGCAAUAAAGGGUUAAAGUGCUGCUGCCUUUUAGUGGGUAAAUGUGGGGCAGCAUUUUGUGUGUAAGCUACUUCAUAUGCUGUUUGCAGAACUGCUGACCAAUUCAUUAAGUCUGUGUUCGGGCCAGACGUUAUUGAUUUUAUGACAGAGGCUGGGGGCCGGAUGAAAUUUGACCACGGGCCGCAUUUGGCCCCCGGGCCGGACUUUGGACAUAUCUGGCCUAAACUAUAGUUAAAUGAAUGUGUUAUACUAAUGCAAACAAUUAUAUGGUGUGUGCGAGAACGGUACCUUUUCCCUUCAACACACAUACUGGAACAUUCUUACGAAAUGCCCAACAAUCAACAGGUAGUGAGCCCGAAAUGCCCCAAAAUCAACAGGGAGUGACCCAAUAUCAACAGGAAGUUACACCAAAACGCUCCGAAAGCAACAGGAAGGGACCCAAUAUCAACAGGAAGUUAGCCUAAAUGCCCCAAAAUAAACAGGAAGUGACUCAAAAACCUACCAAAAUAAACAUGCAGGAGUUCACCCACCACAGUUAAGCUACCAUGGCAAUUUCUCCAGAUUUUGCAUCGUCUAGCUUGAAAUGCAAUUGAAAAUUGAGAACCGCGAGACGGCCUCAGCCGAUCUUUCACAAAAAAAAAAACCCUUUGUGACACACUUGUUUUUAUACCUUUGAUAUCGCUCCCUGCACAUAUAGAUUCCUACCGGGCUUUAAAGUCACUCACUGCUUUGUUUCCUUUUGACAUUUCGGAACAGUCAGUCCACAGCGGUCCACAGGCCGCCCCUUCACCUACGGCAUUAUAGUCUCGAGCCCCAUUCCUACGGUAACGGGAGCUUUUUGCGCUACAACAGAAAAGAGCAAUGGAGCAUAUACAACACCAUUCCUUUGGCCAGAGAAAUCACGACGCUCUCAUCCAAGACUCUCCAUCAGCACGGAGAAGGCUUUGGUCUUCUUCCGCCUCGUCCUUUUGUGUGACCGAGCCCUUCUCACGCACACUGUGUCCCGGCCGUGGUCGUUCCCCCGCCGGACGAAACCACCCGCCCGAUCCUCUGAACGGCCCGGCCGCGGCCGCCCCUCGGUCUUCGGCACUCGGCCUUGCGCCGUGGCUUCUACCUAAAGGCUUGGAAAGAACCACUGAUCUGGGAGAGGGGCGGCCACCUCACGACUACCCUCAAGCCCUCGAGCCCAAUGGUAAUGGUGAAUAUUUGUCACCUGUUUACACCUUCCCGGUGCCUUCCGAGGCCGGGCCUUCUCCGGAGCCCAACUCGAAGUCUCGCCGGCCUCCGCCCCGCAUCCCACCUCUCGCUAAAAAUGAGACCGAGAGGGAAGCGGGAGACCGUGGAGUGUUGGAAACCCACAGCGAACCUCCAGAAGACAAGGAAAGUCUAGAGGAUCCGGAUCACGAAAACUGCCCUUUCCAAUCUUCUCUCCCGGAUCUGACCGGCGAUAUCCAAAUCCCGGGUCCGAUUUCCAAAGACGACCACAAGGAUGAAAAAAUGAAGCGUGAACCAACAAACUGCACUUCAAUUGAGAGAAAAGAGGAGACGACUCAACAUGAAGAACAAGAGACUAGAGCUGAACUGCAAGUAUCCAGCUACAAUUGUCCAUCCUCAAAUCGGCAAGACGCCUACGCGUCAGGUGUGGAACUCCUUAUUGCCGCCGCCCGGUAUGCCACCGGAGAUGCGUUGCAAGCCCCUGUACCUACGUGUUCUAGUCUAGCGGUUCACCAAGGUAUAGAGAUUCUUGGAGAACUGGCUGAGCUGGAGAUACACCGGAGAAGAGUGGAAAGCAAAGAGAAGCAAGAUGAAGGUGACCGCACGGUGACCUUUGACCUGGGUAGACUGGCGACGGCCCAGGCCUUGGAGAUGCAUUGCGACGUUGGUGCUAACAAACUUUUUACGAUGAAGAGAAGGCUAAAUUUGCACAGGAAGUGCAGCUGGACGCCUCAUCACGUGUCGGUGUGUAAAGUAAAGUGCUUCUUGGAGACUAUGGGAGAGGAGGAGUUGUCCUUGCGCGUCCAGCUGGCUAAACUACAGCGCCGCUACAAAAAGAAACUGAGAGAAUUGGCUAAGCUUGAGAGGAAACAACAACACUACCACCAUCCAAAUGGGGAAAGGUCCGGUAGCCCUUACCGCAGCAGGCCAGUACGGCCCCGAAAGUGUAAAUCCAGCCCCAGUGAGCGAGCUCCAGAUUCCGCCAAAAGACUCAGAGAGGAGGAAACGUCUGAUAGCUCUGCCUGCAGGAGGUCGGUACUGUCCCGCAAGUGUAAGUCCAACCACGGCCCGCAACGUCCAAAUUCCGCCAAAAGAUUCAGGGAGGGGGAAAUGUCUGUUAGCCCUGUCCGCAGGAGGCCAGGACGACCUCGCAAGCGCCAGUCCAGCCCAGCGCCAGAUUCCGCCAAAAGAAUCAGUCUUUUGUCGAAAAGGUGGUCCCGCCCGGGCGGCCCAUCGCCACGGCUACCGCCUUGAAGGGGAAUGGUGUAGGCGGGCCGCUACAUCCGUCCGUGGCGCCGCUUCCCAUCGUCACGGUGACAGAGGACGCGACAUCCCCUCAGCACGGCCGCUCGCCAUCGUCCUGUUGCUGUUUGGAUGAACUGGACAAAUCCAUGGCUUCUUCCUCCUCGUCUCCCUCCUCGUCUUCGCCUCGGCGCCCCUCGGGCUCCUCCUCCCCAGCGUCGGGGGCGUGGCAGUAGGCCUCAGGAGAACGCUUUGGCUCUAAAGGGUCUGGCCGACACGCUGGCGUCUUCUUGGACAUUUCCAGAGACUUUUUGUGCAUUCCUGACAACACAAACGUAACAAACUCGAAUUAUUUGGACUGUUCUAAAAAUGACAAUAAACAAACAAAACAGGUGCCGUCAUUUGCUGCCUUCCCGCCCGUUUCGAACAGAUUGGACGUAUCGCGCUGUUAAUGACAGUCGUUUGAGUAAAUAGCAGAUGCUUUGACAUUGAUAAGAUAAUCAUUAAAACAAUCAGUUUAAACAAGUUUCAACUUGAA
This is a messenger RNA of Corythoichthys intestinalis (scribbled pipefish), 4972 nucleotides long. Its product is annotated as BAH and coiled-coil domain-containing protein 1-like. The transcript has 9 exons. The record is from RefSeq and is a predicted model, not a curated record. The coding region runs from base 2839 to 4446 and encodes 535 amino acids. NCBI's taxonomy places the organism in Eukaryota, Metazoa, Chordata, Actinopteri, Syngnathiformes, Syngnathidae.